UCCAUUCUGUAAUUAUCAGCAACGCCGUUCCAAAACAUUUCCACUGAAAUCUCCACAAAAUGCAGGGAAAGAAGGCGGAGGAGGGAACCAAAAAUGCAAAGAAGGUCAAUCUUUUCGAUCACAAUUCCCUCAAACACAUGCUCGACGAAUCGGUCUCGGAGAUUGUUACGAGCCGUGGAUAUGUGGAAGAUGCGAGGAUGAGCAAUGUCAGAUUAUUCAUUGGAACGGUUAUAAUUGUAAUCGCUCUAUUUGCUGAAUUUUACAAAAAGAAGUUUCCUGGAAACCGUGAUUUCCUCAUCGGUUGCAUUGUAUUGUAUAUAGUUUUCAAUGUAAUACUUCAGCUGAUCAGCUACACAAACGAAAAAAAUGCAAUUAUAUCGACUUAUCCUCCCGCUGGAUCUGUCACCAGCACCGGAUUGGUGGUCUCUUCGAAGUUACCGAGAUUCUCUGAUCUUUAUACGCUUAAUAUAAAGAGUGGAGAUCCCAGGUCAAUAUCUGCAGGCAAACCAGUAGAGUUUUCUAAAAGUGUUACCCAGUGGUUCACCAAGGAUGGAGUACUGGUGGAGGGCCUAUUCUGGAAAGAUGUUGAAGCACUAAUUGAUGAUUAUCUAGGAGAACCGAAGAAAAAGAAGUGAUCGAAGCAGAAUGGUUUACGUUGCUAGGCCACUUCGUUAAAACUGUGAAUUCUGGCACUGUUGUGGGUUUGAUAUAGAUUUUCAUUAUAAUUAUUGUUCUUUUCAAUAUUUUGGUAACUUUGCCUGAAAGA
Messenger RNA from Hibiscus syriacus, 766 nucleotides. RefSeq names its product probable signal peptidase complex subunit 2. Bases 60 to 635 code for a protein of 191 amino acids. Gene Ontology annotation, cellular component: membrane; signal peptidase complex. Gene Ontology annotation, biological process: protein targeting to ER. NCBI's taxonomy places the organism in Eukaryota, Viridiplantae, Streptophyta, Magnoliopsida, Malvales, Malvaceae. The transcript is spliced from 5 exons. The record is from RefSeq and is a predicted model, not a curated record.